AUGGUGCACGGCGGGCUACUCCGGCACAGUUUGCAGCUGAUUGAGCAGCCAAGCAGCCACGAUCCCACAUCCUUUCUGCUGGUCCCCAGCAGCAUCCGAGAGGCAGGAGAGAAUCUGGCGAGCUGGCUUGGCAGUCAUUUUCCUGGCCACGGGGUGGCCCCGGCUGAGUUCGAUCCAAACACGUCGCAGCCGGUGCUUGCGGCGAAGAAGCUGAAGGACGAGGUCCAGAGAGUAGUCGACUACUAUGCCAAGGAUUGCCCCCACAGCCAGAACCUGGAUCCUGUGUGGAAAGGCGCCCAAAAGGACUGGGAGGCAGCGGGCCACUCUGUGAAGCUCAAGUGGCAGCAGAAGGAGUGUUAUGGGGCCGAUUGGAAGAAGGGGAAGGACUAUGAAGAUUGCCAGAAAGAGGGCAUCGAGUCCUUCCCGACCAUCAAAUAUUACUACGGGAAGAAG
Symbiodinium sp. CCMP2456 is the source of this 453-nucleotide messenger RNA. NCBI's taxonomy places the organism in Eukaryota, Dinophyceae, Suessiales, Symbiodiniaceae. The record is from the annotation of a GenBank genome assembly.